Molecule: messenger RNA, 1681 nt
Organism: Astrephomene gubernaculifera
Lineage: Eukaryota; Viridiplantae; Chlorophyta; Chlorophyceae; Chlamydomonadales; Astrephomenaceae
Source: the annotation of a GenBank genome assembly
GGCGGUACGGCGCUGCUGACGGCGGAUCAGGAGGUCACCUACCGCCGUGUCGCCUCCACACUUGAGAGCUUCGUGCAGACCAGUACCCUGGGGGAGUUCAGGUCGCGACUGGGGAUGCUGCACGCCUUCGCCUGCCACCUGCAUGUGCGGCGGCAGCAGCCGGGCGGCGGCGGCGCGGGCCCGCUGGCGGCGCCGCUGGCUGCUGCUCUGGACAACCUGGUGCGCUACUACGGGCAGUUCGUGGGCGCGGUUGAGGCGGCGCUGACGCAGGGGAUGGCGCCUCUGGAGAAGGACCUGCAGGACUUUGUGCAGCUGGCGCGCUGGGACGACCGCGGCUACUACGCCAUGCGGGCCUCCACGGAGAAGGCGCAGCGCUACCUGCACCGCCUCAGCCGCCGAGCGGAGGAGGUACUGCGGCAGCCGGCAGCCACCGCACUGGCCACAGCGGACAAGGCCAUGGGAGUGGGCGAGCUCGCGGCAGCUGCUGCGGCUGCGGAGAAGGCGUACGGCACCGUGGACGAGGCUGCUGCGACGGCCGCGGAUGGGGCUGCGAAGGAGGGUGCGGCGAAGGCGGGCGUUAAGAGGGCGCCGAGGGUGAAGAAGCUGACUCCUGAGCAGGCGGCGGCGGAGGCCGAGGCCAUGGACCUGGCUGGCACGGGGGCGGCGGAGGCAUCGGCUGUUGAAGCGGCUGCUGGUGCGGUUGCACCAGGCGAUGGCUUGGCGAAGCGUUGGUCUCAGUUCUGCGCGGGAGUGCAGCAGAGCCUGGCGCAGGACGCGGGCUUGCAGCAGGCGUUGACGGCAGCCUCAGCCACGUUGUCGUCACAGAGCAGCAGCAGCAGCGGUUCGGCCGCUGCCUACCUGCCUCGUCUGCCGCAGCUCGCGGCACGUCUAGCGCGCGUGGUGGGCGACUCGCUGCAACCCCCUGCCAACAACAGCAGCAGCCCUGCCGCCGACGGAGCGCCGGCACCUCAAGCCGAUGCGGAUGGUGCAGAUCCCGCAAACGCUCCUCCCGAGCUCAUGAGCCCGGACGAACUCGCGGCCGCAGCCAUCAUGCGCUCGCACGAGCUGCGGACCGACGUGAGCAAGGGCGCGCGCAUGCGCAAGCGGCAGGCGCUGGCGGACCUGUACGAGGCCCUGGAGCAGCAGGGCCUGUCACGCCGUCGCACGGGUGUGCCGCCGCAUGACCGCGACGUGGCUGCCUGGUUCAAGCACCCGGAGCCCGCCGUCGCGCCCCUGUGGCACGCGGCGGUGGUCACCGGCGGUACGGCGGAGGCGGCGGAGGCGGAUGCCUUGUCGGCGGAGGCGGCCUGGACUCGUGCGGAUGACUACUACUUCCGCUCCAUGGCCCGGCUGCAGAAGCUCUGGCGCGGCAGCCAGCAGCCGCACCGCGACCUCUCGAUGCAGGAGGUGUCCUCGGCUCGCCGGCUGUCCGAGCACGUGCUGUAUGUGGCGCGGCGGCAGCGCGGCGCGUUGGGUGAGGCGGCGGUGGCAUUCGCGUCUUUGAGCAAGCUGGCGGCAUGGAUGGCGGAGGAGGGCAAGGGCGCGGGUGCUGCCCAGGAUGCAGGUGCUGCCAAGGGCGCCGGGGAGGAGGGGGUGGUGGUGCGAGCAGGUGUGGAUCAGAGCAAGUGCAUCGCGGCGUUGCAGCGGCAGAAGGAGCGGCUGGACGAGCUUGCGCUGCUGG